AUGGCUGAAACUACUAACGCAGCCGAUCAAAGACGUCCAGGUGGAGACAGACAACAACGUGGAGGUGGACCCCAACGUGGAGGUCAACGUGGUGGUAGAGGUGGACCCCAACGUGGUGGACAACGUCGUGGUGGUGACAACGAGAAGUGGACCCCAGUUACCAAGCUCGGUCGUCUUGUCGCUCAAGGUUUGAUCAAGUCAAUCCACGAGAUCUACUUGUUCUCCCUCCCAAUCAAGGAACAUCAAAUCAUUGACAAGUUCUUGUCACUCAAGGAUGAGGUCAUGAAGAUCAUGCCAGUCCAAAAGCAAACCCGUGCCGGUCAACGUACCCGUUUCAAGGCUUUCGUCGUUGUCGGUGAUGCCAACGGUCACGUCGGUCUCGGUGUCAAGUGUGCUAAGGAAGUUGCCACUGCCAUCUCUGGUGCUAUCGUUGCCGCCAAGCUCUCUGUCAUCCCAGUCCGUCGUGGUUACUGGGGAUCCAAGCUCGGAGCUCCACACACCGUCCCAACCAAGGUCACCGGUAAAUGUGGUUCCGUCGCUCUCCGUCUCGUACCAGCUCCACGUGGUACCGGUAUCGUAGCUGCUCGUGUUCCAAAGAAGCUCCUCCAAUACGCCGGUAUUGAGGACGUCUACACCUCCUCAAGAGGUAAGACCAGAACCAUGGGUAACUUUGUCUUGGCCACCUUUGCUGCCAUCACCAAGACCUACGCUUACCUCACCCCAGAUCUCUGGAAGGUUACCCCACUCGAGAAGACCCCAUACCAAAAGUUCUCUGAAAUCCUCGCUGAGAAGAAGGAAUCCAACUAA
This is a messenger RNA of Heterostelium album PN500, 807 nucleotides long. RefSeq names its product 40S ribosomal protein S2 (gene rps2). Gene Ontology annotation, biological process: translation. The transcript has a single exon. The record is from RefSeq and is a predicted model, not a curated record. NCBI's taxonomy places the organism in Eukaryota, Evosea, Eumycetozoa, Acytosteliales, Acytosteliaceae. Gene Ontology annotation, molecular function: structural constituent of ribosome; RNA binding. Gene Ontology annotation, cellular component: cytosolic small ribosomal subunit; ribosome. Bases 1 to 807 code for a protein of 268 amino acids.